Spinacia oleracea (spinach) is the source of this 2227-nucleotide messenger RNA. RefSeq names its product protein PLASTID MOVEMENT IMPAIRED 2. NCBI's taxonomy places the organism in Eukaryota, Viridiplantae, Streptophyta, Magnoliopsida, Caryophyllales, Amaranthaceae. Gene Ontology annotation, cellular component: cytosol. The record is from RefSeq and is a predicted model, not a curated record. Gene Ontology annotation, biological process: chloroplast avoidance movement; chloroplast accumulation movement. The coding region runs from base 202 to 2037 and encodes 611 amino acids. The transcript has 2 exons.
GAGGACUUGUAACAAUAACAACCAAACAUUAUUUCUCCCUAAUCCUAAGUCCUCAAACUAAGGUUGUGGCUUUACUCCAGAACACAAAAUCACAAGGAAAAUGUACCAAAACUAUGAGAUGUUGUACAAAAUACAAGAAUUCUGAUUCCGGGCGCGAAUUUAAGCAGGAAAAGAGAGGGGGUUUUCGAGUUGCUGGUCGAUAUGGAUGAGAGCGUAGUCGAUAAUGGAAGAACAAUUGGGUCAGUGAAAGCAGCCAUUAACAAGUAUGGAGGAGGGAAGAUUAAUCAAGUUACUUAUACAACUACUAACAAGUCUCUGAAUGAUGCAUCCAACUUUGAGAAAAGGACUUCAAAGGCUAAAGAACUUCAUGUUGCAAAGAAUAGAAUCAACCAAAUCAAUGAAAACAGGAUAGUGGCCGAGUCAGAAAUAUACCAAGCUGAGUUUGAACUACUCAAGGCGAAAAAGUUAGCAAGGGAGCUCGCGUUGCAGAUAGACACGUCAAAGGCAAGGGCUAAAGAGUUUCAAAAGGGAGAGGGGGUUGAGGAACAGCCUGCUCAACAGGAAACUGAUCACUACGAAGACGUGGCGAGAGAAGUUGAAGUAGUGAAGCGGGAACUCAGCAAGAUUAAGCUUGAGAUUGAACGUGCAGUAGAAGAGAAAUUCCGAGCAGAGAAAGAAGCAGAUACUGCUGAUGCAAGACUCAAGUCUUACACUCGAACUGCUGAAAAAUUGAGGAGGGAGAUUGAAGAAGCUAAUGAAGAAGAGGUACUGGUUGAGCUAGCACAAAUUCAGGCACGGAAAGAAAAUGCAGAGAUUGAAGCUCAGAAGAAACAAGAAGAGGAAAGGUAUUCACUUUUAAUUGAAGAAACUAGAAAGAAGAUUAGUGUUUUGAAGGAUGAGAUUGGGAAAAUGAAAUAUCUUGAGAAUAUAUUACAACUUACCAAUUCAGAGGUUGAUGUAUUGCAAAAUGAGCUGAAUAUGAUUAAGGAAAUGGACAGUAAUUUUCAUAGAAGUGAAAGCUUGAAGAACUCUGCUUUGCAGUCGGUCAUGGAAGAUGUGGAGGCAGCAAGGAAAGAAUUGGAGGUUAUCCAAGCAGAAGGGUUUCAAGUUAUGGGUAGUAUGGAUAUAAUAAGAAUUGAGCUCAUAAACAUGUCAAGGGAAAGGAGCAAAAUCGAGAAAAUGGAAGCAGAAACUGAAAAUUUUGUAAAGAAGUUAAACUCAAAACUUCUUAGAGCGAAAGACAAGUUAGAAGUUGCCAGGGCAUCUGAGGAAAAGGCGAAAUCAAUAAUACCGUCUCUCUCCCUUGCUUUAGAGAACUUGAAAAGAGAAAAGGAGGCGGCGAAGAAAGAGGAGGAGCAAUUGAAAAGGGAGACAGACAACUUCAAGGCUGAGACUCAGAAAAUUGAGUCUGAAAAUAAUACAAAUGAAGAGAGACUAGAAUCUGUAAUUGAACAACUUGAAGAAGUCAAAACUUCAGAAGCAAAUGCUUUUGAGAAACUGCAAACUCUUGUGGAAAGUACAGUGACAUCAAGGGCUUCCAAGACAAAAUCUACUAUUACAAUAUCAAAAUUUGAGUAUGAAUAUUUAACUGGAAGUGCGGCCAGAGCUCGAGAAAUUGCUGACAAGAAAGUAUCAGCGGCCCAUGCAUGGGUAGAAGCAUUAAAGGCCAGUGAGAGAGAGAUUAAGAUAAAAACUGGUCUAGCAGAGAGGGAAAUUGGAGAACUGAAGCUAGAAGAAGUAAAGAGGAUAAAAGAAUCAACAAAUAUGGCAGAGGAGCUGCAGCAAGAGAGACAACUAAAGAACAAGAGCUUUCAGGAGAAGAGAUCGACAAGAGAACAUGAGUAUACCUCAACACCAGUAAGGCAAGCAAAGUUCAGGAGAUCUUUCAACUCUCCGGCUACAAGACGUAUGAGCACUUCAACUUCUUUAUCUGUCAAAAGGAGGAAAAAUGCAAUGCUCAAAGUUGCUAAAUAUUUUGCUAAUGAACACACUCAGAAUCAAAACUCAGUCCCCUUGAAGGAAGACUCUGACAAUUAAUCAGCUUCUCUGAUAUUUAUUUAUUCCAUAGAAUCACAUUCAAGUGCAAACCUGGUUCUUCAGAGUGUAUUUCUUUUUGGAGAUUUUGUAAUGAGUACAUAAUGUAACUUAGUUAAGUAGGAUUAUGAAUAUUCAUGUAAAUAUACGUUGAGGUUGAGGGUACCUUCCAAAUUUUUGAUUCUUCAUGAAA